This is a messenger RNA of Spinacia oleracea (spinach), 1877 nucleotides long. Its product is annotated as ribulose-1,5 bisphosphate carboxylase/oxygenase large subunit N-methyltransferase, chloroplastic. Gene Ontology annotation, biological process: peptidyl-lysine monomethylation. The transcript has 12 exons. The record is from RefSeq and is a predicted model, not a curated record. Gene Ontology annotation, molecular function: protein-lysine N-methyltransferase activity; protein binding; [ribulose-bisphosphate carboxylase]-lysine N-methyltransferase activity. Lineage: Eukaryota; Viridiplantae; Streptophyta; Magnoliopsida; Caryophyllales; Amaranthaceae. Gene Ontology annotation, cellular component: chloroplast. Bases 107 to 1615 code for a protein of 502 amino acids.
CCAAGAAAAACAGUUGAAUAAAGAAGAAACGAUUAGUCCGUACAAUUUACAACCAAAGAGGUCAGCAAGAUAAGGCUGCUAUUCUGCUUCUUCUCUUUCAUCGGCCAUGGCGGAAGCUUCAACAAUAGUAUUCCAAACCACACUACGUCCUUCCUUCUUCUCUCAAAACCAUCAUCAUCACCUUCAAUUCGCUAAACCCUUCCGUACACCCAAAACUCCAUUUCGGUGCUCAAUUUCCACCACUGACACUCCUACCCCUGCUUCCGUGGACAGAAUUCCGUGGGGAUGCGAUGCCGAUUCACUCGAAAACGCUGAGGCGUUGCAGGAUUGGCUUACUAAGUUGGGUUUACCCCCUCAGAAGAUGAGGAUUGAGAAGGUUAAUGUUGGUGAAAGAGGUCUUGUUGCUAAUAAUAAUAUUAGAAAAGGGGAAAAGCUUCUCUUUGUUCCUCCCUCUCUUGUUAUUUCUGCUGAUUCGAAGUGGAGCUGUCCUGAGGCUGGUGAAGUGUUGAAAAGGAAUUCUGUUCCCGAUUGGCCGCUGAUUGCGACGUACCUAAUAAGUGAAGCAAGUCUAUCAGGUUCAUCAAGAUGGAGCAAUUAUAUCUCAGCCUUGCCUCGGCAGCCCUAUUCUCUUUUGUAUUGGACACGUUCAGAGCUGGAUAGAUAUUUGGAAGCAUCACAGAUUAGACAAAGAGCUAUUGAAAGGAGUAAUGAUGUUAUUGGAACAUACAAUGAUUUGAAGCUCAGGAUAUUCUCGAAACACCCUGAUUUAUUCCCUGAAGAAGUUUAUAAUUUGGAGACAUUUAGAUGGUCAUUUGGCAUCCUUUUCUCACGAUUGGUAAGAUUACCUUCAAUGGAUGGUAAAGUAGCAUUGGUACCAUGGGCAGAUAUGCUGAAUCACAGUUGCCAGGUGGAAACAUAUUUGGAUUACGACAAGUCUUCAGAAGGCAUUUUCUUCACAACUGACCGUCCAUACCAGCCAGGUGAGCAGGUGUUUAUAUCUUAUGGAAAAAAGUCUAAUGGAGAGCUAUUACUAUCAUAUGGUUUUGUUCCUAAGGAAGGAACCAAUCCUUCUGAUUCUGCUGAAUUGUCAUUGUCACUUGAAAAAUCUGACGAAUGUUACGAGGAGAAGUUGGAAGCUUUGAUGAAACACGGGUUAUCAGGGUCUCAGUGCUUUCCUUUGCAAGUGACUGGUUGGCCGGUAGAGAUGAUGGCUUAUGCUUACCUGGUAGUCAGCCCGCCAAGCAUGCUAAACCAAUUUGACGAGAUGGCUGCUACAGCAUCAAAUAAAACAGGGUCCAAGAAGAAUAUUAGAUACCCGGAAAUAGACGAGCAAGCUUUCCAAUUCAUAUUAGACACUUGUGAAGCAAGCAUUGUAAAAUACACUAAAUUCUUGCAGGCAAGUGGAUCUAUGGAUUUGGAUGUGACCUCACCGAAGCAGCUUAACCGAAGAUUGUUUUUGAAGCAACUAGCCGUGGACUUGUGCAACAGUGAGAGGAGGAUAUUGUAUCGCACCCAAUAUAUACUAAGGAGGAGAUUGAGAGAUAUAAGAGAAGGUGAGCUGAAAGCUCUCAGAUUAUUUGAUGGUUUCCGGAAUUGGUUUAAAGGAGGAGAUUGAGAGACAUAAGAGAUGGUGAACUGAAGACUCUCAGAUUAUUUGAUGGUUUCCGCCAUUGUUUAAAAAUGAAAUAAUGUCUUGGGAAAUAUAAGCACAUUGGCAUAUUGUCCAAUUACCUGAUAUGAAGCUGGGAUGAUGUACCAUAUGGAAAUUGUUUUUCGAAGUUAGGUUAAGCAUACCAUUUUGGUAGACGUGAUUCAAUGUAACAGUUGAAAAUUAAGUGAAGAUUCAGGAAUAUAUAUUUUAAUUUUUUUGAUGCUAA